AUGACGGUACAUGUGUCCGCACCCAUCCGUCCGUCACACGACGUGGCUCAAAGUGUCGUUGUGCAGGAGAAGAGCCGCUGGCUCAAUGGCCUGGUCAAGAAGGCGAAGCAUCCCAAAGUCCGCUCAGGAUGUUCCACCUGCAAGCAGCGGCGUCUCAAGUGCGACGAGAACAAGCCAUACUGCCUGCGCUGCAUCAAGUCUAGCCGAGAGUGUGCCGGCUACAGUCAGCUCCGGGCCAGUGCCCCCGUUCGGACACCAGCACGUGAAACCGAACAUCAGUCUAUCACAGACCAAGACCAUGAGAUCCUACACCACUUUAUACGAGAAGCAGCAGACCAACUUUCUGGAUUCAGUUUGUCACUGAGAGAAUUCUGCCAAUGCCUCGCGCCACAGAUGGGACACGAGUAUCCCGCCGUCAAGUAUGCCCUGUUUUCCAUUGCAGCAAGAACACAAGCCGCCGCCUUUAGAUGGAAUGGUCAUCGAUCGAGGGCAGAAGCGAUGGCCCAGAAGUCUAACGCCUUGGUACACUAUAACAACUCGAUCCACUGUCUGACCGCCGCCGCCGCUAAAGUGGUACCUCCAGAAGUUUUCCUCGUUUGCGGUCUACUUUUUGCAGCGACAGAGCACUGGCCACAUCGAGACAUGGCACCUACAGUGCACAUCUUGACUGCGUUCAAGCUAGUGCUGAGGGGAACAUCCCUGUUGCCUGAAGAAGUUAAACAAGCCAUGUUUCCAUUCUUGGUCCAUAUGGGCCGUAAAGCCCUGGCAUUUUCCGACGACAUCCCCGAGCAUCUAGCCUCCGAGAUGAGGUCUUUCGUCUGGAUCAAUAUUGGGCCUCCACAAAUACCGACAGCUUAUACGUCAUUGAAAGAGGUAUGGAGCUUAAUGGAUACGUUGCUCAACUUUGUUGCAGCCUUCUCACCGAAUGACCCGACUUUCAAUUUCGAAGCACGACCGAGCCUGCUCAAGUAUGCAUCGGAGCUUCAGAGAUCCAUCAUGGAAACAACGGAGCAACUACGUGACGCAGGUCACGGCCUGAAUAUGGAGUGCAGAGCACUGCUCAUGCACCAUCGGACGUUGCAGGUCAUGUUCGACGUCAACCAAGUGGACAACGAGAGCAUCUACGACCUAUUCACUCCGGACUUCGAGCACAUCCUCUAUGAAUGCGAAGCUAUCUGUCAAGAAGGAUCCUCUAUGAAGGAGUACAAAGGAAAACCCUGGCAUGCAACACUCGGGAUUCUGGCGCCCCUGUUCAUCGUCGCCACAAGGUGCCGAAUAGCGAGACUUCGACACCGAGCUAUCAAAGCCCUCCACUCAUCAAGGAGGCGCGAGAGACAAUGGAACAGCUGCAUCGCCACCAUGCUGGCACGCUUCGUCGUACACACAGAAGAGAAGAACCGCCAGCCAGGCCAAACCGGCCCCCUCUCAGAACUCUACAGAAUCCGGCUCGACUCGGUCGUCUUUGACCGAGAUGCAGAGAGGAUAUACGUUACAUACACCAACCCAACGACGAGUGAGAUCGGCCAGGCACUGCUGUCGUGGAAGCCACGGGAUAACAUAGAUGAUGAUUUUGAAUGCGUUGCAAUAUCUCGGAAGAACCUGCACGCAUCGGGGUACGGCGGGAUCAUGCUCGUGACGCCCCCGAUUCAGUGCCAGUGUGGGAAUGAUGACUACACGGCGAGAUGA
This is a messenger RNA of Cyphellophora europaea CBS 101466, 1686 nucleotides long. RefSeq lists its product as uncharacterized. NCBI's taxonomy places the organism in Eukaryota, Fungi, Ascomycota, Eurotiomycetes, Chaetothyriales, Cyphellophoraceae. The coding region runs from base 1 to 1686 and encodes 561 amino acids. Gene Ontology annotation, molecular function: zinc ion binding; DNA-binding transcription factor activity, RNA polymerase II-specific. The transcript has a single exon. The record is from RefSeq and is a predicted model, not a curated record. Gene Ontology annotation, biological process: regulation of DNA-templated transcription.